Messenger RNA from Phycodurus eques (leafy seadragon), 6215 nucleotides. Its product is annotated as AP-3 complex subunit beta-2. NCBI's taxonomy places the organism in Eukaryota, Metazoa, Chordata, Actinopteri, Syngnathiformes, Syngnathidae. The transcript is spliced from 28 exons. Gene Ontology annotation, cellular component: membrane coat; AP-3 adaptor complex. Gene Ontology annotation, biological process: vesicle-mediated transport; intracellular protein transport; anterograde synaptic vesicle transport. The record is from RefSeq and is a predicted model, not a curated record. Bases 602 to 4327 code for a protein of 1241 amino acids.
GGGGGGGGAUGAAGUGACGUUUCUGCCAAGAAUGCUGAGUCAUGUUAGAUGAAGAAAACGGCAUUAAAAAAAAGCUGCGACAGUUAUAAUGAGCGAGAGGAUUCAGGAUCAAGAAGCUGUAGAGGCUGGUGGUGGUUGGGAGGGGGGGGGGAGGCAGUGCUAAUGUAGGGACGUGUCAUCAUGAGAGCGCGUCUCAAUGUGUGCGCGCGCGACAGGGAGAGGCCGCUCUGCUCUGCAACAGCGAGCACGUGAACAGCGGGGAGGGGUCGGCAUGGACUCCAUGCCUCUCUGUGACAAGCAUCUUUUUGACAGAGCGGCUGAUGGCAGCCCAGCCAGACGCAGCGGAAACAGCGGCAGGAGCAGCAGCGGAAAGGAUCCCCCAGUAAUCAGAUUCGAAUUACCGUUUCCCUCGUCGCCACGGAGACGUCUUUCUUUGCAGGAAGUGGAGCCUUUCUGGAGAAGCUCGUGGCAUCAGAUCUCCAAGCAGAUCCAGAAAAUAGUACUUGUGAUGUUCUAGCUGUUUCGGAAACGACGGCCUUUGACGCUUUACCGCUUCACCGAGGAUCCCGCAAAGUUUUCAAAGAAAUAACCCAAAGAAAAGAUGACCGCCAUGCAGAAGCUGCUGCAGCUGCCCGUGAACGCGGUGAACAUGGUGAAGACUGUGCAGAGUCAGGUGCAGGGCCACGAGGAGGACAAGAGCCCCGUGCUGACCCCCGAUGGCGGGCAGCAGACCUGGUACAGCGCCCUGAGGCCCGACGAGCUGCGCCACCUCCGCUCGGGGAGCAGCGGAGGAGGAGGUGUUGGCGACAGAGGGCGGGAUCAGGAGGAGCGAGCGCCACCGGAGGAAGGUGGCGGCGCUAACGGGAGUUCCCAAAGUCAACCUUUGCGACACGACGACCUGAAGGAGAUGCUGGACAGCAACAAAGACUCGCUGAAGCUGGAGGCCAUGAAACGCAUCGUGGCCAUGAUCGCCCGCGGUAAAAAUGCGUCAGACCUCUUCCCUGCGGUAGUGAAAAAUGUGGCUUGUAAAAAUAUUGAGGUGAAGAAGCUGGUCUACGUUUACCUCGUACGCUACGCCGAGGAGCAGCAAGACCUCGCACUGCUCUCCAUCUCCACGUUCCAGCGAGGCUUGAAGGAUCCCAACCAGCUGAUCAGAGCCAGCGCGUUGCGAGUGCUCUCCAGCAUCCGAGUCACCAUCAUUGUUCCCAUAAUGAUGCUGGCCAUCAAAGAGGCCGCUUCCGACAUGUCUCCUUAUGUUCGGAAGACUGCUGCCCACGCCAUCCCUAAGCUCUACAGUCUGGAUCCAGAACAGAAGGACCAGCUAAUUGAAGUCAUUGAGAAACUCCUUGCUGACAAAACCACACUUGUGGCAGGCAGCGUGGUCAUGGCCUUUGAGGAGGUGUGUCCCGAGCGGAUCGACUUGAUCCACAAGAACUACAGGAAGCUCUGCAACCUCCUGAUCGACGUGGAGGAGUGGGGCCAGGUGGUCAUCAUCAACAUGCUGACGCGCUACGCCAGGACGCAGUUCCUCAACCCCAACAUCAAUCUAGGUGAUCAAGCAAAAAGUCAAGAAUUUUUCAAGGAAUCCCUGCUGGAGGAGGGCGGAGGCGGCGACAAGACCUUCUAUGGCUCCGAUGGCAACGGCGACGACGAAGAUGAGGAGGACAAGCAGAAGAAGGCCGAGGCCGCCGCUUUGGCCAAGAGGAAGCCGUAUGUGAUGGAUCCGGACCACCGGCUGCUGCUGAGGAACACCAAGCCACUCUUGCAAAGCCGCAACGCAGCUGUGGUGAUGGCCGUGGCUCAGCUCUACUUUCAUCUCGCCCCCAAAGCGGAGGUCGGGGUGAUCGCCAAGGCUCUGGUGCGUCUUCUGCGGAGUCACAGUGAAGUCCAGUACGUUGUUCUUCAAAAUGUGGCCACAAUGACCAUCAAGAGAAGGGGGAUGUUCGAACCGUACCUGAAGAGUUUCUACAUCCGCUCCACAGACCCGACACAGAUAAAAAUCCUCAAGCUGGAGGUUCUCACCAAUCUUGCCAAUGAGACCAACAUCUCCACGAUUCUCAGAGAGUUUCAGACCUACAUUAAAAGCAUGGAUAAAGACUUUGUGGCCGCCACCAUCCAAGCCAUCGGCCGCUGUGCCACCAACAUCGGAGAAGUGAGGGACACGUGUCUGAACGGCCUGGUGCAGCUGCUGUCCAACAGAGACGAGUUGGUGGUGGCCGAGUCGGUGGUGGUCAUCAAGAAGCUGCUGCAGAUGCAGCCUGAGAAGCACAGCGACAUCAUCAAGCACAUGGCCAAACUGACGGACAACAUCCAGGUGCCGAUGGCGCGGGCCAGCAUUCUGUGGCUGAUCGGCGAAUACUGCGAGCACGUGCCUAAGAUCGCCCCGGACGUCCUGAGGAAGAUGGCCAAGUCCUUCACCAAUGAGGAGGACAUUGUCAAGCUUCAGAUACUCAACCUGGCUGCCAAGCUCUAUCUCACCAACUCCAAACAGACCAAACUGUUGACGCAGUAUGUCCUCAACCUGGCCAAGUACGACCAGAACUACGACAUCCGCGAUCGGGCACGCUUCAUCCGCCAGCUCAUCGUACCCACCGAGAAGAGCGGAGCCCUCAGCAAGUACGCCAAAAAACUCUUCCUGGCCCUCAAGCCCGCGCCCGUCCUGGAGUCUCCGUUUAAAGAUCGAGACCACUUCCAGCUGGGCUCGCUGUCGCACCUGCUGAACGCCAAAACCGGCGGCUACCAGGAGUUGCCCGACUGGCCGGAAGCCGCCCCAGAUCCCUCCGUGCGCAACGUGGAGGUGAAGGAGUCUUCUUGCCAGGUAUUUUCGCUGCUUGAGCGAGUCACAACGUUGACCAGCGUGCCCGAGUGGACCAAGUGCAGCAGCCGGGAGAAGAGGAAGGAGAAGAAAGUGGAGAAGCCCUUCUACUCCGACUCCGAGGGCGAGUCUGGGCCGACUGAGUCCGCCGACAGUGAGUCGUACUCCUCCAGUGGCUCCGACAGCGGAAGCGGGAGCGCCGAAAACGGUUCCGGAUCAGCGAGCGAAGACAGCGUAGAAGCUUCAGAGUCGGAGGAAGAGGAGGAGCACAAGAAGAAGAAGAAGAAAGAGUUCAAGAGGCCGGUGCAAGAAAGCGACAGGCGAGACGGCGCUUUUGUUUUUGAGUGUUUUCAUCAUUUAACAACUAACCUGAAUAAUUGUGCCAGCGAGGAGAGCAGUGAGGAGGAAGAGAGGAAGCGCGUGAGGAAGCGCAAACAACUGAAGAGCAACUCUGAGUCGGAGUCUGACGAAGACGAGGAAAGCGAUUCCGAAAGCAGCCAAUCGGAAUCUGAGGAUUCAGAGUCGGAGGUGGACGUCAAAAAGAAGAAGGAAGUGCAAUCAAAAGCUCCCUCCAAGCCCGUCACAAAAGAGAGCAAGAAAGAAAAGAAAGAAAUGUCGCUGCUGGACCUUGACGACUUCGAACCCGCCGCUUCGCCUCAAGUGACGCCCGUCAACUCCUUCCUGUGCAGCAGUCUCGUGACUGACCUGGAGGGUUUGUCUUUGGCUGACUCCGUCCUCUCGCCCAUUGCCAUCUCGCCGUCGGGCGCGCAGAAGAGCUACGAGCUGCUGCACCGCAUCACCGGGGAGGGCCUGUCGGUGGAGUACUGCUUCAGCCGCCAGCCGUUCGGCCCCGACCCCAAGAUGGUGGCGGUGCAGAUGCAGUUCGCCAACAGCGCCGCCGCAGACGCCAAGAACCUGCACAUGGAGGACGUCAAGCUGCAGUCCGGCAUGAGGGUCCAAGAGUUCCCGGAAAUCGAGCUGCUUCGUGCGGGUGAGACCGCCACCGCCGCGAUGGGCAUCGACUUCUGCGACUCCACACAAGCGGCAAACUUCCAGCUGUGCACUCACAGCAGGAAGUGCUUCGUCUCCAUCCAGCCGCCAGUUGGAGAGCUGAUGAAACCCAUUUUCAUGACCGAGAACGAGUUUAAAAAGGAGCAAGAGACGCUAUCACAGCGUCUAGGUCAGCUGAUGGGCAUGAACGAGAUCACAGAGAGGCUGACGCUGGACGCAAAGUGCCGGGACGAGCACGUCGUCGUCCAGAGGGUGACGGCCGCCGCCAACCUCAGCAGAGUGCCCUGUGGCUCCGACAAAGAAUGCAGUCCUCCACUUCCCCUUCCUGCACUUCCCCUUCCUGUGCACAGAUUCGCCGGCAGGACGGUGAGCGGCGGCAGCCUGGUGCUGGUCACCGUGGCGACCAAGGAGGACGGUGCCGCCCAGCUGACGCUCAACUGCGACAAGAUGGUGAUCGGCACCAUGCUGGUCAAGGACAUCCUGCUGGCGCUCACGCAGUGACGCGCGCGCUGCUCGCAUCCCGCCUGCCCGCUUCCACUCUCCCGCCUUCGCCUGGAAUGUUCGUGUUUGUUUCUUUGUUUGUUUUUUGGUUUCCAGCUUGCCACCUUUUUGACAAUCAGAAAAAGGAUGACCCCACGCUACGUCUGCUAACAGGAACGACAUGACGGCAUCUCAAGACUACAUUAUGUUGCCCGCUACCUAGAAAAUUAAUUCCAUUCCAGAAAACUUCUCGGUGCCAAUUAAUAGUUGGUUUCUGAAGGUUAAGUAGUCAAGUAGUCAUUUUAGAUUUUUUGUCCUUACAAUUUCCACCAAAUUCCAUAUUUAAGAACAUUGGAGAAUAUUUUGUUGUUGUUUUGAAAAAAAAACACUGGUUAUCAGAUGUUAUUCGGUAACGUUAGAUUUUUUUCUUUCAAACGCAUUCUAUCUAAUUUCAUAUAAAAUAACAUUUGAGAAACUUUGUUUUGUUUAAAAAAAACAAUACAUUGUUUCAAAUUUAAUUUAGUAAUAUUAGGUUUUUUAGUUUAUAAUUUUAAAACCAUUUCUAACAAAUUCACUUUUGUUUCUUUUCAUUAAAUUGAGUUAUCAAAUGUUAUUUAGCAAUGUUCAAGGAUUCUUUUAUUUAUUUUCUACCAAAUUUCAUAUUGAGAAAUGUUUUUUUUAUAUUAUUUGUCCUUUCUUGAAAUUUUUUUUUUACCAAAUUCCAUAUGAAUUCGGAAUAUUUCUUUUUACACUUGAAAAUAAUUAAAUAAAAAAUUUAGUUAUCAAAUCUCAUGUUUUUUUGUUCAUUUUUAUAUCUAACUUGGUCAUUAAUUUCCUCUUAUUUAAGUUCAUUUGGCUAAUUGUUUUUAAAGCCACAACUGUUAUUAUGAAAUUGCAGAUUUAAAAAAAAACCAAAAAACAACCAAUGUAGGUCAUAGAAGACGUUUGCGUUUGAACGUAGCAUGACAAUUUCAAUCUUAUGUUGCAGUUAAAAAGUAAGACAAUAGCGGGAAUAAACAUUUGAAAUGUUGCUGUGUAUGCAACACUGCUACUGUAUGUACAGUAUGUGUGUGUUAUACUGUAUAUAUAAUACAAACGGCUCAUCUCAGACUUUUUACUUUUUUUAACACUGGACCUGUGUUGCUGUUACAUGCAGAUUAUUUUAUUGUAUUUUUUGUUCUCCUUUGGGCCUUAAAGUAUAAUAAACCUGUGAACAUGUCACUUUUUUCUUUAAUUUUGACUUAAAAAUUAAAUUCCAAUUAUUGAGGAUUGAGUUGUUAGGUAUUAAGUUCAUUAUUGAUUUCAGUGAAAUUUUAAAUACAAUUGCUGAAAAUUAUAUCCAAAUACAUUAGUGUCUUGUAAUAAAUUAGUGAAACUGCCCCCAUUUUAGCCUGAUUUUGGCUUAAAAGGCUUACUGUAAUAAUUCAUAUUAGUCAUAAAAAAAAUUGUAAAACUUCAGUUAUUCAUUUUGAUUCUUUUUUUUAACAAUCUAUUUUGCCAAAUAAUUGAGCGUGAUACCCUGUGACAGAUGAGUAAAAACGCUCCACAAUUGUUUUUAUUUUUAUUUGUUUUACCUUUUGGCUUAAAUGUAAUUAAAAAACUAAAAUUCAGUUCUUCAAUGAUCAAAAAAGUUUUUUUGUUUUUUUUUUUUACUUUUGGUGAAUGUAAGUUAUUUUAACAAAGCAGAUAAAAAAAUUUUACAUGCCGCAUUUUAUCCCGACACCAUUUGUUUUAAAAUGAAAAUGAUGUAUUAUUUUUCAUCACGUCUUUUGUGUGCUGCUUGACAAUUGUAGUAGACAAAUAAAUGAUAAAAAAAAGAUAUUUUAUUUUCCAAUGCCUGUUGAAAAAAUAUACACAACACAAAAUAUCAAUAAUAAUCAAACAAAUGAAAAAUAAAGCCUUUGAUUUU